CUUUGUUAGUCCUACACUUUUUUCUUCUUUAUUCUUCCUUCACCUCACCAGUACUACUCCAUUUUAUACCCAUUAAUUAAAGAUUCAUAAUUGUGACAUUCAAGAAGAUUUGAAGGAUUCGGCCAAGCUCCAUUCGAGAGUUGGCAUUGGCACCAUGGCUAAAUCCAAAGCAGAUGAGAAGAUUCUCGGCUACAACGAUGUUGUUCUCAGGCGAUCAGAUUUGGAUAUUCUCAAUGGUCCUAAUUAUCUCAAUGACCGCAUCAUUGAGUUCUAUUUUAACUAUCUCAGCUCAAGCUUUCCAUCUGACGACAUAUUGCUGGUACCACCUUCUAUUGCUUUCUGGAUUAAGGAGUGUCCUGAUCCUGCAAGCCUGAAGGAUUUCAUGGAGCCACUUCAUCUUUCUAGAAGGAAGUUGAUUCUCUUACCUAUCAACGAUAAUUCUGAUGUGUGCAUGGCUGAAGGUGGGAUUCAUUGGAGCGUACUGGCUUUUGAGAGAAACUCCAAUGUAUUUGUACAUCAUGACAGCAGCUACGGAUUCAUGAAUGAGUAUCACGCCAAACAAGUAUACAAGGUUACUCUUCCUUAUACAGCGUCCAGCGCCAUUUACAAAGAAUGUCCAGGCACGCCAAAGCAAGUGAAUGGUUAUGAUUGUGGCGUGUAUGUCUUAGCGAUUGCACGAGUCAUCUGUCAAUGGUAUGCUAGCAGUGGAACCCAAGAUGCAGAUACUCUGUGGUUCUCCCAUUUGGAACAGGUCAGUCCAAGUGCUGUUUCUACGAUGCGUAAUGAGAUUCUGGGUUUAAUAAAAGGUCUGAUGGCUGCACCUAAGAGUGUGGCGUAACCUCAAUGAAGUGGGUGAAAAUUAUGGAUGAAUGGUGCUUAAAUUCCAGCAUAGACCAAACACACUAGGUAAUUUUUUCUCGUGUACCUAAGUUUUGUGGCAAAAUUACUCGGUACUUGUGUUGGUGGGAGAUAGCAGGUACGGAAUCGUCAAGGUGUGCACACGUUGGAAUUGUUAUAUUAAAAUAUAAAACUAAAAGGCUUGAUGACAGGGAGGUGCUCAUGUUUCAGUUAGGAGUUUCUACUUGGCAGAUAAGGGGUUUAGAUGCAAAAUUCCGGACUUGGUACUUUUAUGCGCCUUACGUGUACUGGUAUUGUAAAGACUUCUUUAAGAAGUUCAUAUUAGAUUGUCAGUUGUCUCUCACAAUUUUGUUGAUAUUUCAAUAGAAAGCUAAUGGAGAAAAAGUAGGGAGUACAGAAUCUCAGUUUUCAUACAAUAAUAUUGAGUGAUAAAGUGUAGUGAUCGGUAGUACAUAUAAGGGGUCGUUUGGUUUGAAUAUAGGUUAUGUUAGGGAUAAAGUUAUGAUGGGAUAAAUUAUGCUGAGAUUAGUUAUGCUGGGAUUGUUUUUUAUCCACUUUUGGUAUGUUGUAUUAAAAAUGACAUUUGCAUAA
Molecule: messenger RNA, 1449 nt
Organism: Nicotiana tabacum (common tobacco)
Lineage: Eukaryota; Viridiplantae; Streptophyta; Magnoliopsida; Solanales; Solanaceae
Product: NEDD8-specific protease 1-like
Biological process (GO): protein deneddylation; proteolysis
Molecular function (GO): deNEDDylase activity; cysteine-type peptidase activity
Source: RefSeq, a predicted model, not a curated record